AUGUCGGAGGCGUUCAGGCGCUGCGUCCACGAAUACCACCCAGAUGAUCCCAGCAACGAGGAUUUUGAUGCGGGGCCACAGCCGAAAGGCUUCAGGAACCUGACCGAAUGCAUAAGGCCGUACCAUCCAAAUCCAGAAUGGCAGAUCUUUCCAGGAGAAGUGGGAAGCUUCGAGCGGGACCAGAAGAUCUGCUCCAUGUACACGCUGGCUACGGGUCUUUUCAGGGAUAUCAACCAGUGCAUCCGUGAUGACAACGAAGAUGGCCUACGGCGGCUAGCCCCAAUGAUCUGGGAGAUUCGCGAGGUUACGCGGUUUGAAACUGCGAAGAUCUGCAAGCCCGAGGGGCGCAAGUGCAAGCCUUUCAUGGGGAAGUGCUUGCGUGGCCUGGAGGUUCCGGAGGAGGAGGUCGAGAAGUGGGCGGCUCUUUACAAGGAGGGCACCGAGUUCGUGUGGCCUGCCUUCACAUCCUGCCAGCUAGAGGAUGGAGGCUUGUGGCCUUUUGAUGGCAAUCUGAACUUCGAGAUUGAGUGCAACAUCGACCCCAGCAAGCUAUCAGAUCCGGAGGUGUUUGCCCCGAUCAGCAUCAAACGCUUCAUCGGUGGGUCCAACGAAGUGCUCUUCCCUCCGCAAACCAAGUUCCGUGUCAAGGAGGAGAAGGAUGUGCAACGCGUCACUGAAAAUGAUGAGACUCGCGACGUCCACACGCGCGUUCUUGAGGUUGUUGAACUUCCCGUACCAGGCGGUGCUCCCGGCGAGCGAAAGCGCUGA
Molecule: messenger RNA, 768 nt
Organism: Symbiodinium natans
Lineage: Eukaryota; Dinophyceae; Suessiales; Symbiodiniaceae
Source: the annotation of a GenBank genome assembly